Messenger RNA from Spea bombifrons (plains spadefoot toad), 4439 nucleotides. RefSeq names its product neuronal cell adhesion molecule (gene NRCAM). Gene Ontology annotation, biological process: brain development; cell-cell adhesion. The record is from RefSeq and is a predicted model, not a curated record. Gene Ontology annotation, molecular function: cell-cell adhesion mediator activity. The transcript has 32 exons. The coding region runs from base 196 to 4143 and encodes 1315 amino acids. Lineage: Eukaryota; Metazoa; Chordata; Amphibia; Anura; Pelobatidae.
CUUGUCAGCAGGGAUUACGUGAAGACUCACUUUCAUCAGGUUUCCAGCUUUUCCACUGAAAUGAAAUGAAGAAAUGAUCACUUUUUACAUGCUUCUAGCUUUUUGAACCUCGGUUUCAUCUUGUGACAGAAUCUGUUAUACCAAGAAGUAAGGCUUCUGUAUCUCAGCAGGAGAAGGCUAAGGCAGCUUAAAAUAAUGCAGGAGAAGAAAAGCUUAUUCCAUGGCAGAGCUUCUUUCAUUCUCUUUCUGUGCCAAGUAAUUACAGCACUGGAAGUACCACUUGACCCCAAACUCCUAGAGCAGUUACCACAGCCUCCAACUAUUACCCAUCAGUCACCAAAAAAUUAUAUCGUGGAUCCAAGGGAGAAUAUUGUGAUUCAGUGUGAAGCAAAAGGGAAACCUCCCCCCACCUUUUCUUGGACACGCAAUGGAACUCAUUUUGACAUAGAUAAAGACCCGCUGGUAACAAUGAAACCAAAUUCAGGGACCCUGGAGAUCAAUAUCAUGAAUGGUGGAAGGGCAGAGGCAUAUGAAGGGGAGUAUCAAUGCACAACUAGCAAUGAUCGUGGAACUGCCGUAUCCAACAACAUUGUCAUCCGCCAGUCCAGAUCUCCCCUCUGGACAAAGGAAAAGAUUGAACCAAUAGUAAUACAGCAUGGUUUACCAUUGGUUCUACCAUGCAGACCUCCGAAAGGAUUACCUCCUCCUAUUGUAUUCUGGAUGGAUAACUCCUUCCAGCGGCUGCCUCAGAAUGAAAGAGUCUCUCAAGGUUUAAAUGGAGAUCUUUUUUUUUCCAACGUUCAGCCAGAGGAUAGCCGUGAUUUCUACAUUUGCUAUGCAAGAUUCAAUCUUACUCAGACAAUACAUCAGAAGCAGCCGAUCUCUUUAAAAGUUUUAUCAAUGGAUUCAAUGAAUGAAACUAUUGCAGCUAAUUUAAGUGACACUGAGUUGUAUGGUGAUAGUCCAGCCGGUGAAAGACGCCCAAGCCUUUUGGUUCCUAAAGGGGCCACAAGUAAUAAAACUGUGCUCAGGGGAGAUGUGCUUUUGCUGGAAUGUAUAGCAGAAGGACUGCCCACACCAGACAUCCGCUGGAGUAAAGAAGGGGCUGAGCUGCCUAGUGACAGAGUUUUCUAUGAAAACUAUAAUAAGACGCUAAAGAUAAUUGAUGUAUCGGAAGCCGAUUCUGGAAAAUACAAAUGCACGGCCAAAAAUAUCUUGGGGUCAACUCACCACAUCAUAACAGUCAUUGUGAAAGCCGCACCUUAUUGGAUAACUGCACCCCGAAACCUGGUGCUGUCUCCAGGAGAGGAUGGAACCCUGAUCUGCAGAGCUAACGGAAACCCUACUCCAACAACCACAUGGCUUAUCAAUGGAGUGCCCAUUGAAUCGGCUCCUCCAGACCCAAGCAGAAGAGUCGAUGGUGACACAGUGAUAUUUACUAAGGUGCCAGAAAGAGCCAGUGCUGUUUUUCAGUGCAACUCCUCUAACCAGUAUGGCUACCUGCUCGCAAAUGCCUUUGUCAAUGUACUCGCGGAGCCCCCCCGAAUUCUGUCUUCGAAGAAAGUUUAUAAAGUUAUAGCCAAUAGAGCAGCUUUGUUACACUGCCCCUUUUUUGGCUCACCAAUUCCUCAAAUUGAAUGGUUUAAGGGCACGCAGGCAAGUAUUUUGCGUGGGAACGGAUAUGUGUUUCAUGAUAACGGGACAUUAGAAGUGCCCGUGGCACAAAAAGAUAGCAGCGGAACAUACACAUGCGUAGCAAGAAAUAAAUUGGGGACAGAUCAGAGGACAAUUGAGCUUGAAGUCAAAGAUCCAACUAUGAUUAUGACACCACCAGAAUACAAGGUGGUUCAGAGACACGGUAAUGCAUCUUUUGAGUGCAAAGUGAAGCAUGAUCCAACGUUAGUUCCAGUGAUAUCAUGGCUAAAGGACAGUGGUGAUCUGCCUGUUGAUGAAAGAGUCACCAUUCACAAAGAACGACUGACUAUAAGGAAUGUAACAGAUAAGGACGAAGGAACGUACACUUGUGUAGCCAACACCACCUUGGACAGCGUCUCAGCCAGUGCGGUUCUCACUGUUGUUGCAGCUCCCCCUACUCCAACUGUAUACAACGAUCGCCCAAACCCACCUUUUGAUUUGGAAUUGACUGAUCGCCUCGAUAGAAGUGUGCAGCUAUCUUGGGUGCCCGGAGACGACAACAACAGCCCUAUUACAAAUUUUAUUGUUGAAUAUGAAGAUGCAAUGCAUGAACCAGGAGUAUGGCACUUACAGACCACAGUCGGCGGUACUCAGACGACAUCCACAUUGGACCUGUCUCCGUAUGUCGGCUAUUCCUUCCGUGUCAUUGCAGUGAAUGAGAUUGGCAGAAGCAGCCCAAGUGAAUCCUCUGAGCAAUAUAUGACAAAAGCAGCAGAGCCAGAUAAAAACCCAUCUGGUGUAAAGGGGAUAGGAACCGAACCAGACAACUUGGUGAUCACCUGGGAAACGUUGAAAGGAUUCUUUUGCAAUGGACCUGGACUUCAGUACAAAGUCAGCUGGCGACAGAAAGACAUUGAUGAUGAGUGGACCUCCGUAACAGUUGCAAACGUUUCUAAGUAUAUCGUUUCUGGAACGCCCACAUUUGUGCCUUACGAAAUAAAGGUCCAAGCAUUGAAUGAUCUUGGAUAUGCCCCUGAGCCGAAGGUAGUCAUUGGACAUUCAGGAGAAGACUUACCUAUGGUUGCCCCAAACAGUGUUGAAGUAGAAGUUAUUAAUACCACUUUGGCAAAGGUUCAGUGGGAUCCAGUGCCCUUGACGACAGUACGAGGUCAUCUUCAAGGAUACAGAGUCUAUUACUGGAAGUCCCAUAAUCGAACAAAUAGACAUCGACGGCAUAUGGAAAAGAGGAUGUUAACGUUUGCUGGAAACCGGACCCACGGCAUGAUCCCAGGCCUAGAACCCAAUACCCACUAUGUUCUAAAUGUGCGAGUUGUCAAUGGCAAAGGGGAAGGCCCGUCCAGCGUCAAUAAAUUUUUUGAAACUCCAGAAGGAGUUCCCAGUGCUCCAUCAUUUUUGGAUAUUGUUGAUCGAACUAUCGACUCAUUAACCCUUGCAUGGCACCCACCUGCUCAUCCAAAUGGGAUCCUGACACAUUACACAUUGAAAUACCAAUCAAUUAACAACACCCAUGAACUAGGACCCCCUGUUGAAAUUCUAGUACCCGCAAAUGAAUCAAAUAUUAUUUUAAAGAACCUGAACCAAGGCACCCGCUAUAAGUUUUAUUUUUACGCCCACACUGCGGUGGGGCCUGGAAGCCAAAUUACACAAGAAGCGAUAACGGCUAUGGAUGAAGCUGGUAUUCUCCCACCUGCCGUGGGUGCAGGAAAAGAAACUCCUUUUGCCACUUCCCCUGUCAUGUACACAGCACAUACAACACUGUACAAGGUACGACCAAAUCAUCCCAGGAUCAAGAAUAUAACUGCUUUCGACACGUCUGCUAUUAUCAUUUGGGAUUAUGAGGGUCCUGAUAUGAAGUUCUGUUUUGAGUAUGCAGCUUUGAAAAUUGAUGUAGGCAACGAAGAUCGGAAAAGAGAAUGUGUAAAUGAUACUCGGAGCUUCACUAUGUUAAAGGGUUUAACUCCUGCAACACUAUAUAGAGUUCAAGUUAAUGACGAGCAUAAUCGUAUAACGAGUUCAGAGGAUUUUCAGACAGGUCCAGCCAUGGCAAGCCAGCAAGUGGACAUUGCUACACAAGGAUGGUUUAUCGGCCUCAUGUGUGCUGUGGCUCUCCUUAUUUUAGUUUUAUUGAUCGUGUGCUUUAUUAAAAGAAAUAAAGGAGGCAAAUACCCAGUCAAAGAAAAGGAAGAUGCCCAUGCUGAUCCAGAGAUCCAACCCAUGAAGGAAGAUGAUGGAACGUUUGGUGAAUACAGUGAUGCAGAGGAUCACAAGCCUCUUAAGAAAGGCAGCCGAACACCGUCAGACAGGACUGUGAAAAAGGAAGACAGUGAUGACAGUUUAGUCGAUUACGGAGAGGGUGUAAAUGGGCAGUUUAAUGAAGACGGCUCUUUCAUUGGACAAUAUAGUGGUAAAAAAGAAAAAGAACCAGUGGAAGGUAAUGAGAGCUCCGAGGCUCCGUCUCCCAUCAAUGCCAUGAAUUCUUUUGUUUAAAGCUUGUGUGAACAAAAUAUUUGUCGUUAUGGCGAGUAUCCACCUUACAUCUGAUGCACCCAGGUAUCAUGAAAUGUGAUCCGGAGAAUCACGACGUGAAGACAUAUUUGUAAAUUGAACGAUAUUUUAAAACCAUACCCCCUGUUUUUGUAAGUGCUACCAUAUGUCAGUGGGAAAACGAGCACACGUUCUGUUUCUGUAUUGGACAUAAGUGUUUGUAAUAUGUGCAGGAAUUGAAACAAAUCUACAGUAUAACUGAGAAACGUGCUCAUGGAUUGUUAUCCCCCCUACAAAAA